UAUCAAAAAAUGCAAAAAUCAAAAAAAUUUGAGAAGUAUUAAUUUGAUUUAAACAAAAAAAUAUAAUCAAAAAUUAAUCAAGAAAACUUGCUAAGCUCAAAAAAAAGUAUUUGUAAAAAAACAAACCCUAUUUUAAUUAAUUUUAAAAGACUAUAAGACAAGAUUUUAAAGGCUCCCUUAAUAAAUCCUCGCAACCACUUCAAAAAACUCAUUAAAAUUAAAAUUAAAAAACUCCAAACCUAGAAAAAAAACUUGUGAGACUUCUGCUCUCCUUAAAAGCUAAAUCCCCACCCCUAUAUUGAAAAAAAAAUUAAUAAAAAUGGAAGAUUAAGAAAGUUAAACCUAGUAUGUAGGUCCCUAAUCCUAUUUGGAUAUUUUGUCUGUUGGGACCAACGUCAGUAUCAAAAAGAAUAAGCAGACCCUCUUGAGAAUGUAUGAAAGAAUUCACAGUAAUCACGAAUCAUACAAAAAGACUGAAGCUAAUAGCGAAAAUGUCAACGAAGUUAAGAUCCUCAUACGUGGAAUCGUUGAAAUUAUUGAAGGCUCAAAUCAAUUUGACUGCGCUGAGUUAAUGAGAAUAUGCAUUUUCAUGUCAAAUAUGAUUCUUUGUGUAGAUUCCAAUUACAGGGAUGAUUUCAUUGCAAACUCAAAAAAUAUAUUUUAAAUUCUUGGUUAAUAUUUCGUACAAUUAAGUGAUAUCUCUUCAAGCUCCUCUGAAAACUGUGCUAAUGCAAACUCACAAAAUCACGAAUACCAAACUCUCGUUUUCAUCUACAAGCUUUUGAUGGCUACCCGUCAUCCUAGCGAAACCGUUUGUGCUCCUAAGAAAGGCAGUGCUGCUUCUUAGAAUCCUGCAGAUGUCCUUAAAGAAAAGGACUCAAUUAUCACCAUGCGUGAAAAGCUGAUCUCUAAGGAUUUCAUGAAAAAGAUUUUGGAAAUCGAUGUUGAAGACUUUGCUCCUAGUGAGAAUUUAGUUGCUGAGAUGUGGAAGAUGUUACUUGCUUUCUAUACUCUUUUUGCAAAGAGUAAGGAUAAAAUUGCCCAAUUUGGACUUAUUAGAAAUGCUAAGGAUAAAUUCUUAGAAGCAAUAUUCCGUCUGCAUGAAUUGUCAAAGAGCGACACUACAACACUUCUUUAGGCUGUUGGAUGUUUAAAUUAUACCCUGGAUAAGAUCAAAUUAUCCUUAAAAGAGAUUCAAAAAUACAAUUUAGUUCCUGUGCUUUGUGAUCUCCUUGAGAAUCCUCGCACAAUUACUUCAUAACUUCAUAUUAUUUUGAAGAUGUUUUUGAAUCUUUCUAAAUAAAACUUGCUCUCUAAAAACUCCUACUAAACCAUGUGUUUAGGUAAGGCCUUUAAAGUGUUUGAGCGCGCUCCUGCACAUGCAGCAGAAUUAAUUGCUGAUAUUUAUAAGAAAGAUCCCGUUUCUCUUAAGGACAUAACUCUUUAAUCCGCCACUGCUCUUUUAAGAGGAUUAACUUAAAAAUGGAAUUACUGUCAAAUACUUAAAAGAUCCUAAUAAGUUCAUUUGCUUUCUCAUAUGAACCCUUAAUAUAUUUAAGUAAAGAGAAUGCUAUUUGAAAUUGAAGGACAAUUUAAAUGUUUGAUCCCUCUUAUCUCCUAAAUGAUCAAUUUAGAUGUGCUUAAGAGUCUCAUUCCAUGUGGUGAUGCUAUCCUUUACUAAUUGCUCAAUUCUGUGAAAGCAGGAUCUUCUCCCUCUUCAUCUGAUUUUGACCUUUCCUAGAGCUCCUCCCUUUCUUCACAUUAAUGUGAUAACAGUGACCUCAGUGCCCUUCAAAACUUAACCAAAAUAGAAGCUGAAGAUUUGCCAGAGUAGAACUCAACCUAAUUAUAGGAAUGCUAAUGAAAUGAAGAAAACCAUUUUACAAAAAUAUAAAAUAAUUAUAUUAAAUUUAUUUUUGUAUUGAAUUAUUAACAGAAUUUACAUAUAUUUUCUUAAAAUCAUUAUUAAUAUGCUAAAAAAUAGUAAAAUUAUGAAUAAUAA
Molecule: messenger RNA, 2002 nt
Organism: Tetrahymena thermophila SB210
Lineage: Eukaryota; Ciliophora; Oligohymenophorea; Hymenostomatida; Tetrahymenidae
Exons: 3
Source: RefSeq, a predicted model, not a curated record